AUAAAUACCCCUCCAUUACCCAUCUCUCCUCAUCCUUCAAGCAUACUUAUUAGAGAGUGAGUGAGUGACAGAGAGUAGCUGAAAAUCAAUAGACUCCAUUAUUUAAAAAAACAGAGAGAGUGAGAUGGCUUGUUUCCCCAUUAUUAACUUGGAGAAGCUUAACACUGAAGAAAGGGCUGCCACUAUGGCACAAAUUAAAGAUGCUUGUGAAAACUGGGGAUUCUUUGAGGUGGUGGAUCAUGGGAUAUCAGUUGAGCUGUUGGACACUGUGGAGAAGUUGACAAAAGAGCACUACAAGAAGAGUAUGGAGGAAAGGUUCAAGGAAAUGGUGGCCUCAAGGGGACUUGAUGCUGUUCAGAAUGAGAUCAAUGAUCUUGACUGGGAGUCAACCUUCUUCCUGAAACAUCUCCCUUCCUCUAACAUCUCCCAAGUCCCAGACCUUGAAGAUGACUACAGGAGUGUAAUGAAGGAGUUUGCAAAUGAGCUGGAGAAGCUGGCAGAGAAACUGUUGGAUUUGCUGUGUGAGAAUCUGGGGCUUGAGAAAGGAUACCUAAAGAAGGCCUUCUACGGGUCAAAGGGCCCUAACUUUGGCACCAAGGUCAGCAGCUACCCUCCAUGUCCCAACCCAGACCUCAUCAAGGGCCUCCGGGCCCACACCGAUGCUGGCGGCAUCAUCCUCCUCUUCCAGGACGACAAAGUCAGCGGCCUCCAGCUCCUCAAGGACGGCCAGUGGGUCGACGUUCCCCCCAUGCGCCACUCCAUCGUCAUUAACAUCGGCGACCAGCUCGAAGUGAUCACAAACGGGAAGUACAAGAGCGUGAUGCACAGAGUGAUAGCGCAGACGGACGGGAACAGGAUGUCGAUAGCGUCGUUCUACAACCCGGGGGAUGACGCGGUGAUGUAUCCGGCGCCGGAGCUGGUGGAGAAGGAAGCGGAGGAGGACAAGGAGAAGUACCCCAAGUUUGUGUUUGAUGACUACAUGAAGCUCUAUGCUGGGCUCAAGUUCCAGGACAAGGAGCCCAGGUUCGAAGCCAUGAAGGCCCUUCAGAGCUCUCCCAUUGCCACUGUUUAAUGCUAUCUUUUUAGCUGCUGAGAUUGAAGAAUUAUGAUGAUGGAAUGUGAUGUGAUGGUGCUACACCACUCUUUUAAGUCUCUGCUAAGGUUGUCUGUGGG
This is a messenger RNA of Cuscuta campestris, 1173 nucleotides long. Lineage: Eukaryota; Viridiplantae; Streptophyta; Magnoliopsida; Solanales; Convolvulaceae. The record is from the annotation of a GenBank genome assembly.